Molecule: messenger RNA, 653 nt
Organism: Racocetra persica
Lineage: Eukaryota; Fungi; Glomeromycota; Glomeromycetes; Diversisporales; Gigasporaceae
Source: the annotation of a GenBank genome assembly
CAAUUAAUGUUCCAGAAAUUCCUUCUAAACCUCCGAGUCGUUCAAAACCAAAUCCCGAAUAUAAUCAUCCAACAACUGAUUAUAUUCCUUCACAUGAUGAAAAUAAUCCAAGAAUCUCAGAUUCUAAUGAAAGGUCAAAGUCAAAUUAUAAUUUACAAGGCGAAUCACAAACAAAGCUGAAGACUUCGACAGAAGACAUAGCGACAUAUCUUAUUGACCAAAUGGGGAAUAAAGCAGUGGAUGUCUUUAAACAGGAAGUGGUAGAUUGGGCAAAAGAAAAAGGAUAUAGUGAUAAAGAAGCCGAAGAGUUAGGUGAAAAUGCAGAGAACUUAGCAAAAUGUAUGAAAAACUUUGCAUUAAGUUUAGGAAAAUGGGUAUUUAAUAUAUCAAGCGACACUUCUUGUAUUUCGUGUGAACAAAUAAAUAGCUUAUCUAGCGUCCACACGAAAUCAUCUCAAAUAAAUGUAACCGCAGCAAUAGCAACCUUAAAAUUAUUACAUUCGUUAAAAGUUACCAUAGACGAUACUGGCAAAUGCAAAUACAACUUAGCGUGUAUGAAUACAUACGCAAAUGAUAAUUCUUGUUUACAGAGUUUAAGUUCAGGAAACAAUUUUAGUGCUAAAAAAUUUGCUUGUAACAUUUUAUUUAUCUAG